AUGGCGGCGCCCGGUGCGGCCGAGCUGGCGCAGGCCUUGAACCGGCCCCUGAGCUGCCUGCAGGAGUCCGAUUGCAGCCGGACGGCACGGCUGCGAGCGCUGGAGGCCAUCCGGGCCGAGGUGCAGGAGAGGCCGUUCUCGGACGCCGUGGUGCAGGAGGUUUUUGGGACGCAGCUGGUGCGGCCGCUGGCACGCUGCCUGGUGGGAGACACGGCAGAGCGGUGCCGGGAGCUCUCUCUUCAGCUCCUCUGCCAUGGGCUUAGCCACGGAGACCGGCCCGGCGAGGCUCUGCCCGUCGUUCUGCCGGCUCUGGUCCAGCGCCUCUGUCCACCGCAGGGUUUUGAACCCAGCGAGGAGCUGCGCCUCGGCCUCGUCCAGCUCCUGAGCCUCCUGCUGCAGCGCUGCGGGGUCGCCAUGGUCCCCUAUCUCACCGAGAUUAUCCACAUCCUCCAGGCCACCCUCCUUGACCACUAUGCCGAGGUCAGGCGCGAAAGUUGCCGGUGCGCCAUGGCCUGCGCCCAGGCCAUGCCAGAGCACUUCCAUAUGCAGUCAGAAUCUCUGAUAAAACCCCUGAUGCAAACAAUUUCACACCAGCACUACAGAGUUCGUGUUGAUGUAAUCCAAGCUACUGGAACAGUGAUACAGUUUGGAAAUGGAAAGUCUGUGGAUGAUGUUCUGUCCCAUCUGGCCCAGAGAUUAUUUGAUGAGAUUCCCAAGGUUCGGCACGCUGUAACAACUGUCAUUGGAGAAUGGUUGUUGCACCUACGAGAUAGAUACUCAUAUUUUCACAAGCUGAUCGCUUUGUUACUUGGCAGCUUUUCUGAUGAAAUUCCUGAAAAUGUAAAACUGGCUUGGACUUAUUGGGAAAAGAUAGGCUUGCAGUGGGAGAAAGAGAAUGAAGAAGAUCUGAAAGAUAAAAUGGAUUUUAGUGUGUCACCUUUGCAUUAUCCCAAAGGAGUGACUCGACCAGGACUAGGUUGUCGGGAACUUGUGUCAAGAAACCUCUCCAAAAUUCUUCCAGGUCUCAGUCAUGAUAUAACAGACUGGGUUGAAAGCACAAGAGUAAAAGCAUCCCAGCUUCUGCAUACGCUGCUGCUACAUGCAGAGGAUCACAUAACACAACACAUGGAGCUACUGCUUAGAACUUUGUACCAAGCAUGCUUGGAUGAAGAAAGAGAAGUGGUUAAAAACUGUGUGAAAGCAGCAGAAUUGAUUGGAACUUUUGUAAGCCCUAAGGUGUGGCUGAAAUUAAUCACAGCAGCCCUUGAGAAGACACCUAAGCCAUCUUGUAUCAUGGUUCUAACUGCAGUGAUUCGAGGUAGCCCAAAAGAAAUCUUACAGCCUCAUUUGACUGAUCUUGGCAACACACUGUCACAAGCUGAGGUUUGUCAACGAUCUGAAGAGGUGUUUUAUAUGGAACAGUUGCUUUACUGUGUACGAGCAUUGAUAGAAGUGUGCCAGGAAUACUGCAAAGAAAUUAGUUUUCAGCUAAUGAAAGUUUUGGUGACAAUAAUGGCAACACCAAAUUCUCAACACCUCAAAGAAAAGGUAGAGGAAACAAUGUCUUCAUUAGCUGAAGUGCAGCAAUUGGAUAGUUUUCUUUAUCUCUACAAGCAGCAUAUGGUUCAGCUAAUGGAGUGGGUUUCAGUGUCAUGUGAUGGGUGGACAUGCUACUCUCCAGAAGUAUUACAGUUUGAUGUCAUUGCAACCCAUUCAGGUCCUGUCAUAGGUGAAGCUCUGAAUAGCUUCAUUCUCGUUCUUAAGACGUGUCUUCAACCCAACAAAGAUCCCCAGCUGCGGUUAAAACUUUUUACUGUUUUAUCCCAGUUGCUCCAGAAAGCAAGUGAAACUGUCAAUUCUCAGGGGCUGUUCCCUAGCUACCUUGAGACUGUGAUAAAAGACAUUCUGGCUCCUAAUCUGCAGUGGCAUGCUGGAAGAACAGCAGCUGCCAUCCGCACUACAGCUGUAUCAUGCCUUUGGGCUCUUAUUCACUGUGAAAUGCUUUCACCAGAAGAGAUCUUAAAAAUCAAAGAUGGGCUAAUGCCCCAAAUUAUUGCUGCCUUAGAUGAAGACUCUAAACUUACUCGCCUGAUGGCUUGUCGGAUUGUUGGUGUGGUUUUUAAAGUCUGUGGGAGGCAGUUUGAUGAAGAUAAAUUUACCAACACUUACACAGAAGUUCUAAAGCGUCUGGAUGAUGCUUCGUGUGAUGUGCGACUGGCAGCUGCUCACACAUUAACUAAUUGGUUUAAAUCCUUAAAGGACAGCGAUGUGAAGUCUGCAAUGGAAAAUCAUGUUGAGUUUCUGUACCAAGAACUGUUGAUACAUCUUGAUGACCCAGAUCAAAAUACCCAAAAUGCAGUCCUAGAAGUUUUGAAAGAAGGAAGUGGUUUGUAUCCAGAACUGCUUGUGAGAGAAAUUGAAGGGGUUGUACAUAAGCAUCGAACGCCAGCCUAUUGUAAUCAGCUGCUACAUCACAUUCAGUCAGCCAGAGAAUCAGCUUUAUGAAUCAAUACUGAAGUUCUUCGUAGUGAACUGUAAGGGAAAUCUGUAAGAUAAGGUUUACUUUCGUAUUUUCAUU
Molecule: messenger RNA, 2578 nt
Organism: Indicator indicator
Lineage: Eukaryota; Metazoa; Chordata; Aves; Piciformes; Indicatoridae
Gene: DNAAF5
Product: dynein axonemal assembly factor 5
Exons: 13
Coding region: 1-2505 (834 amino acids)
Biological process (GO): cilium movement; outer dynein arm assembly; inner dynein arm assembly
Cellular component (GO): cytoplasm
Molecular function (GO): dynein intermediate chain binding
Source: RefSeq, a predicted model, not a curated record